AAAAGAUACAGCAUCCUAUCGUCAUCCUCACCCCCCGAAUAUUCCGUACUUAAAAAAAAAAAAUCAUCCCCAUCUUGUCCUUUCCAUUUCAUCCCUUGCUCGAUCGUUCAGAUCUCGAUUCAUUUCGCGCGCAUUGCAGCCCUAGCAGGACCCCUCGAUAUUCGCCUUCUAUAGCCCCAGUCCAAUCCAGUACUCUCUACACGCAAUAUGGCUUUGAGAGGGGUUCAACUCGGCCUUCGGGUCUGGGAAUUUCUCUGGACUCUGCUCGUCAUGGCCCUCAUCGGAAAUAUGAUCGCGGGCGCCUUCGCCGGAAACCCAGCAACAGUUAACUACGCCAUGUUCGUGUCUGCGUUUUCCAUGUUCACGCUGUUCUACCUCGUGCCUGCAUCUUUCAACCUUGAUUGGGCUAUCCACCCAAUUAUCAUGAUCGUCAUCGAUACUCUGAACGCCAUUUUCUUCCUCACAGCCGGUAUCGCCCUGGCUGCGAAACUGGAAGCGCAUAGCUGUAGCAACAGGGCAUACACAAGCACCAACGAGAUCACCAAUGGCUCAGUGCACCAGGAAAGGCGUUGUCGCGAGGCCCAGGCAUCGACUGCGUUCCUCUGGUUCGCGUGGGCCGGGUACACUGCGUCUGUGGUUCUUUCAAUCCUCAUGUCGCGUCGUACUGGUGUGAACAUGCGCCCUCGAACUGGUCCUGCGCGUGGCAGCUUGGGCCGCCCUAGCAUGGCACAGGUUUAAAACCUGCGAUGUGCCUUUCAUGUGCUAUGGCUAUGAGACUAUGAGAAAGGGGAGCGAUAUGCUCCCCUACGCCAUGCUAUGCACACUAUGUCACGAGAAUGGAUUCGAGCUGUCGUUCGAAACCAGACUCGGAUCGGAUAUGUGCUUGACAGAUGCUUAAUCAAAAGGAAUCGCGUUCGGGGAUGACAGGGAAAAAAAAAUAGAUAUUUAAUGGAUGGGGGUGAUGAUCUUGUACUAUCUAAUAAUAAUAAUUUGGUGGGAGUUUAGGGCUGUUUUGUUUUGGUGGUUGGUUGGGUUAG
Messenger RNA from Aspergillus ochraceoroseus IBT 24754, 1037 nucleotides. RefSeq names its product MARVEL domain-containing protein. Gene Ontology annotation, cellular component: plasma membrane; eisosome. Lineage: Eukaryota; Fungi; Ascomycota; Eurotiomycetes; Eurotiales; Aspergillaceae. The record is from RefSeq and is a predicted model, not a curated record. Gene Ontology annotation, biological process: protein localization to plasma membrane; eisosome assembly. Bases 208 to 738 code for a protein of 176 amino acids. The transcript has 3 exons.